CGCGCGCGAAAUGAAAUAUAGCGAAACACAAGCAAUUCAACAUUCCCGCCAUCUCUUCCUCCUCUUCUUCUUCCCUUAAACCCUCCAAGAUGCGACCCGAAUUCUCCAUUUCCUCUUCAUCUCCCAAACCCGAAAUCGAAAAUGGAUCUUUACGACAUCGCCCGAAAGCUUGGCCUCUCUGAGACCAAACAUCUCGUCCGCAAAGCCGCCGAGCUCCGUCGACUCGCCGAUGUACAAUUCGAUUCCUCCGUCAUUGGCGUCGGAGAGAUAUGCAAGGCUAUAAUUUGCUUAGAGAUUGCUGCUUCUAGGAUGGACAUGGUGUUUGAUCGUCAGGCAGCGAUAAAAUUGAGUGGGAUGUCUGAGAAGGCUUACAACAGAUCAUUCACUUCAAUGCAGAAUGGAAUUGGAGUAAAAAACAAGCUUGAUAUUAGAGAAUUGGCAAUUCAGUUUGGGUGUAUCAGGCUCAUUCCCUUUGUUCAAAAAGGUCUAUCAUUAUACAAAGACCGGUUUCGUACAUCCUUGCCACCUUCUAGAAGGGCAAGUGCUGAUUUCAGUCGACCUGUGUUCACUGCUGCUGCAUUUUAUCUGUGCGCGAAAAGGCAUAAGCUCAAGGUUGAUAAAAUGAAGUUAAUUGAACUUUGUGGCACAUCAGAACCUGAAUUCGCUAGUGUUUCUACCUCAAUGAAUGAUCUUUGUUUUGAUGUUUUUGGUACAUCAAAGGAGAAAAAAGAUCCCAAGACAGUGAAGGGGAACCGAGAGCUGCUAGAUGCAUUACCUGAAAAAAGGAGGGUUGAAGACGGUGGCUAUUCAUCCGAGGAGGAUAAUUCAUCAGCUUACAAGAAACGCAAACGUAUGGACGAACAGGCUUAUGAGGAAUGGAAAUCUACUGUUCUUGCAACAAAAAAUCAAAGUGGCCAAAAAGCUCCUAAACAAACCAAACAAGCCCGACUGGACUUCAUGAUGAAAGUUCCUGAAACUAAAGUUCAAGCUACAUAAUUCUCAAUUGUCCUUUUCAAUUAGACAAAUUUUAGUUGAUUUUUUCAAACAGUGGAGAACAUGAUCUGGAAGAAACUUCCUUUUGGUUUCUUAAUACCAUAGUUUACCUUUAAAAAAAAAUAAGAGAUAGUGGUAACUGGUAAGCCGUCCAUUUGGAUUAAUCUUCUAUUUAACAGCAAAGUUUCUCUGUACAUAUAUAGAUUAUUCUUAUUGAAUUAUCAUAGCACAUGCUUAUGAUAGCUUAA
This is a messenger RNA of Solanum dulcamara, 1241 nucleotides long. Its product is annotated as origin of replication complex subunit 6. The coding region runs from base 142 to 996 and encodes 284 amino acids. The transcript has 10 exons. Gene Ontology annotation, biological process: DNA replication initiation; DNA replication. Gene Ontology annotation, cellular component: nuclear origin of replication recognition complex. Lineage: Eukaryota; Viridiplantae; Streptophyta; Magnoliopsida; Solanales; Solanaceae. Gene Ontology annotation, molecular function: DNA binding. The record is from RefSeq and is a predicted model, not a curated record.